Paramecium sonneborni is the source of this 448-nucleotide messenger RNA. The record is from the annotation of a GenBank genome assembly. Lineage: Eukaryota; Ciliophora; Oligohymenophorea; Peniculida; Parameciidae.
AUUAGUGAAGAUGUUCAAAUAGACAAAAGUAAAUGAAGGCUUCAAACUUCCAAGAAUUGAGAAGACCAAUGCUUACGUUCUUUAGUCUAAUAGAGAUUCAAUAGAUUUUCUCUUAGGGAAAAAUAGGAAUAAUUAUGGUCCUUUAUUGAUGCCAGAGAAGAAGUUGAUAACAGAAUUGCCAACAAAUAGAUUGGCUCGACGUGGGAGUUAAGUUUUAGAUGGUUCUUCAUAGGUGUUUAUGCCUGUACAAUAAACUUAGAGAAAGAUCAGUCAAUUGGAAUGCAAAUAUGAUAUUGAGAAUUUUUUUACUCUGGAACCAAAACUAGAGAUUAAGAAACAAAUAGUUGUUACUAAAAUAAAUCGUGUACCCAAGAAUUACCGCUUAUAAAAUUUUACUGAUUGGGUAGAAAAGUUAUAUGGUUCAGAUUGGUUCAAUGAUAAAAUAUGA